This is a messenger RNA of Rhodofomes roseus, 1077 nucleotides long. RefSeq lists its product as uncharacterized. The transcript is spliced from 5 exons. The record is from RefSeq and is a predicted model, not a curated record. Bases 1 to 1077 code for a protein of 358 amino acids. NCBI's taxonomy places the organism in Eukaryota, Fungi, Basidiomycota, Agaricomycetes, Polyporales, Fomitopsidaceae.
AUGCCUUCCGACCCAAAACGCAACACGCGCUUCGGCACCAAGAGGUUGCAUGAUGACGGCACGGAUAUGGCGCUUCCUGGAUCGCCGAACAAGAAGGUGAAGUCGGCCAGUGACAGCGCAGACAAAGCCGGACGCAGUGACCAUGGAGUUCUUACACCUCCACCUUCGUCUCCCAUUGCACCCUCCUCUCCUAUCUGGGAAAACAGCACUACGGAGAUCCCGUCAACUGCAGACACACCAAUCAGCACCUCCUCGUCGACUGGCAGUUUGGAUACUGCAAGCGAUGCCCCUUCUGGGGCUGCUCCAGACACCGUUCAGGUUCCCCCCCUUGAUAGGAAUGUCAGCAGUGGCGUCCUGCUCAGCAGUCAGUGCAACGCAGAAUGGCCGCUGAGUCUUCGGGAACAAAUGAAGAAAAUCGUCACAUCCUCUGAUGAACUUAAGAUGCGCUACAACAUUUCGGCCAUGCCUACCGAAGGUAUGGCUUGGGUGUCUCUUGGGAAAGACACAUACACGCAGCACCUUGGGAUCAACAACGAACCUUUACGGUUCUGGAUUGUUGGGGAGGUGGUCCGCACGGGUACAUGGCUCAUUGGUAAGAAUGGACAACUUCCCAGCGGCAUUGCCAUUCGCAUACGCCCCAUCCAUAUCGGCGAAUAUGACAAAUGGGAGGCGUUCAUGAAAGCCUUUGGGGGCGUUGAAGUCCAGUCUUCAGCUUACCCGGAGCCGAAGGGCACGCUCAUUGCCCGAAAGCAGAUGACUUAUUGGACGAAGUCACAACGUUCGGUCGCCCCGUUCAACGACUUCUACGAUGCUACAGCGUCCUUUAAGACUUACAGCAGCAUGGAAAAGUGGCCUACUUCCAGCGUGGGAGCCAAUGACGUUGUCCUGCUAGAAGUCCACCUCACUCGCUGGAUGUGUGAGGAGGACGGGAAAGGGAAGUACAAAGGGGAGUGGAAGGAUUCCAAGUUUCACCGCGUAGGCUUUGAGCUGUGCGCGGCAUCAAUGCUGUUUAUUGGCCCAGAUGAGCCUGUGCCAGACGCACAUGGACCGGGCGGCAGCGAGAACUUCGAAUUCUAG